UCUUCACACGGUCGGACAAAAGGAACGCAUAACCCCCGCAAACCUCGCCGCCGACGGCGGUGACGACAGGACUGCGCUCCUGCUCCGCCGCCGUGCAUCCCGAGCAGCUCUCGGCGCGCGGCGGAGAGAGCAUGGACAUCGACGACGAGGCGACGGUGCGCCGCUCGAGCAUCGCGCCGUGCGUCACUUGCGGGCUCUGCGGCGGCAUCCUCCGCGACGCCACCACCGUCUCCGAGUGCCUCCACUCCUUUUGCAGGAAAUGCAUAUAUGAGAAGUUAGAGGAUGAGGAUAACAAACAUUGCCCUACGUGCAGUGCUGAUUUGGCCUGUGAUCCAAAGCUCAGAGAAUUUGAAAAUGAAAGAGCACAGAUGGCUGCUGCUUGUGAGAGAACAAGAAUUCUUGAAGAGAGACUUCAAAGAGAGUUUGAGAUAUCCCAGAGUACUGCAAGAAUAUUGGAGAGGAUUGAUGCCUACAUAGGUCGUGGCCAAGCUUUAGAGGCAGAGAACGCAAGACUUAGAGAAGCGUUGGAAAACGAAAGAGCAGAUAAAGCUGCUGCUUUUCAGAGAACAAGAGUUCUUGAAGGGAGGCUCCAGACAGAGUCUGAGAGAAUCCAGAUCGAGUCUGAGAUAGGCCAGAAGGUAGAAGCUGCCCUGAGUAAACUACUGCAGGAUUACCAGGAUUUGGUGUUACAGAUUUCUGUGAGCAGUAAAGAACUUGCUAUGCUCCGGAAUAGUUUUGACAUGCUUGAGAAAGAGAAUACAGUUUACAAGAAAUCUAGAAAGAAGUUCAUGGGUGAGGACAUAAACUUCUGCUGCCUUAUGUGCGCUGCUCCAGUCAAGAAUCUGAGGUCUUGUUUGUUUCCCUCAUUAUUUUUGCUGUGUUGCUGAGUUAUAUAUUUUUGUUUUUGCCUCUACCCUUGUCAUGUGGGGACGCCACUAUCAGCGUACUAAAUGGAGCUAAAAUAUUGAAAGU
Molecule: messenger RNA, 972 nt
Organism: Panicum virgatum (switchgrass)
Lineage: Eukaryota; Viridiplantae; Streptophyta; Magnoliopsida; Poales; Poaceae
Product: polycomb group RING finger protein 1-like
Exons: 5
Coding region: 132-887 (251 amino acids)
Molecular function (GO): ubiquitin-protein transferase activity
Source: RefSeq, a predicted model, not a curated record